This is a messenger RNA of Suncus etruscus (white-toothed pygmy shrew), 2573 nucleotides long. It is a transcript of the gene FES, whose product is annotated as FES proto-oncogene, tyrosine kinase. Bases 66 to 2534 code for a protein of 822 amino acids. Gene Ontology annotation, biological process: regulation of mast cell degranulation; chemotaxis; peptidyl-tyrosine phosphorylation. The transcript is spliced from 19 exons. NCBI's taxonomy places the organism in Eukaryota, Metazoa, Chordata, Mammalia, Eulipotyphla, Soricidae. Gene Ontology annotation, molecular function: ATP binding; non-membrane spanning protein tyrosine kinase activity. The record is from RefSeq and is a predicted model, not a curated record.
GCCCCAGCAACUGAAACCACCGGAGGAGGAAGCAGCAAAGCAGGAACAGGCUGAGGGUUGAUGCCAUGGGCUUCUCCUCGGAGCUGUGCAGCACCCAGGGCCACGGGGCCCUGCAGCAGAUGCAGGAGGCAGAGCUGCGGCUGCUGGAAGGCAUGCGCAAGUGGAUGGCCCAGCGGGUCAAGAGUGACCGCGAGUAUGCUGGGCUCUUGCACCACAUGUCGCAGCUGGACAGCGGGGGCCAGAGCCGCGGCCUCGGCCUCGAGAGUUCCAUCAGCCAAUCCUGGGCCGAGAUCACCCGCCAGACGGAAGGCCUGAGCCGGCUCCUGAGGCAGCACGCAGAGGACCUGAACUCGGGGCCCCUGAGCAAGCUGAGCCUCCUAAUUCACGAACGCCAGCAGCUGCGCAAGAGCUACAGCGAGCAGUGGCAGCAGCUACAGCAGGACCUCACCAAGACCCACAGUCAGGACAUUGAGAAACUCAAGAGCCAGUACCGGGCUCUGGCACGGGACAGUGCUCAGGCUCGGCGCAAAUACCAGGAGGCCAGCAAAGACAAGGACCGCGACAAGGCUAAGGACAAGUAUGUGCGCAGCCUCUGGAAGCUUCUGGCUCACCACAACCGCUACGUGCUUAGUGUUCGCGCCGCACAGUUGCACCACCAGCACCACCACCAGCUCCUCCUGCCAGGGCUGCUCCAGUCCAUGCAGGACCUGCACCAGGAGAUGGCCCGAAUCCUGAAGGAGAUCCUGCAGGAAUACCUGGAGAUCAGCAGCCUGGUGCAGGACGAGAUGGUGGCAGUGCAUCAGGAGAUGGCGGCCGCUGCCACCCGCAUCCAGCCCGAGGCCGAGUACCAGGGCUUCCUGCGCCAGCAUGGGACCGCCCCGGAUGUGCCGCCCUGUGUCACCUUCGAUGAGUCGCUCCUGGAUGAGGGGGAACCCCUGGAGCCAGGGGAGUUGCAGCUCAACGAGCUGACCGUGGAGAGUGUCCAGCACAUGCUGACUUCCGUGACCGAGGAGCUGGCCACGGCCGCCGAGACGGUCUCCACCCGGCAGGCCGCUGUGAUGCAGCUGCAGCAGGAGCUCCAGGUAGAGGAGCAGAGCACGCACCCCCGCCAACGAGUGCAGCUGCUGGGCAAGAAGCAGAUGCUGCAGGAGGCACUGCAAGUGCUGCAAGUGGCACUCUGCAGCCAGGCCAAGCUGCAGGCGCAACAGGAGCUGCUGCAGGCCAAGGUGGAACAACUGGGCUCGGGGGAGCCGCCACCUGUGCCACUGUUGCAGGAAGAUCGUCAUUCCACCUCAUCCUCGGAGCCUGAGCGGGACGGGAGCAGGACGCCCACCCUGGAGCUCCUGAAGAGCCAUAUCUCUGGAAUCUUCCGCCCCAAGUUCUCGCUCCCCCCACCUCUGCAGCUGGUCCCUGAAGUGCAGAAGCCCCUGUCGGAGCAGCUGUGGUACCAUGGCGCCAUCCCUCGGGCCGAGGUGGCCGAACUGCUGACGCACUCGGGGGACUUCCUGGUGCGAGAGAGCCAGGGCAAGCAGGAGGCCGUCCUGUCGGUGCUGUGGGAUGGGCAGCUGCGACACUUCAUCAUCCAGUCAGCCGACAAUCUGUACCGGCUAGAGGGAGACGGAUUUCCCAGUAUCCCACUGCUGGUCGACCAUCUGCUGCGCUCCCAGCAACCCCUCACCAAGAAGAGUGGGGUAAUCCUGUGCAGGGCUGUACCCAAGGACAAGUGGGUGCUAAACCACGAGGACCUGGUGCUGGGGGAGCAGAUUGGGCGGGGGAACUUCGGGGAGGUAUUCAGCGGGCGCCUGCGAGAUGACAACAUGCCCGUGGCCGUCAAGUCCUGCCGGGAGACCCUCCCUGCCGAGCUCAAGGCCAAGUUCCUGCAGGAAGCCAGGAUCCUGAAGCAGUACAACCACCCCAACAUCGUGCGUCUCAUUGGCGUCUGCACUCAGAAACAGCCCAUUUACAUCGUCAUGGAGCUGGUGCAAGGGGGUGACUUCCUGACCUUCCUCCGCACGGAGGGGGCGCGCCUGCGCAUGAAGACGCUGCUGCAGCUGGUGGGGGAUGCAGCAGCGGGCAUGGAAUACCUGGAGAGCAAGUGCUGCAUCCACAGGGACCUGGCGGCCCGCAACUGCCUGGUGACCGAGAAGAACGUGCUGAAGAUCAGUGACUUCGGGAUGUCCCGGGAAGAAGCUGAUGGUGUCUACGCAGCUUCUGGGGGGCUCCGGCAAGUCCCAGUGAAGUGGACGGCGCCCGAGGCCCUCAACUAUGGCCGCUACUCCUCAGAGAGUGAUGUGUGGAGCUUUGGAAUCCUGCUCUGGGAGGCCUUCAGCCUGGGCGCCUCGCCAUACCCCAACCUCAGCAACCAGCAGACUCGGGAGUUCGUGGAAAAGGGGGGCCGCCUGCCCUGCCCCGAGUUGUGCCCAGAUGCCGUGUUCCGGCUCAUGGAGCAGUGCUGGGCCCACGAGCCCUGGCAGCGGCCAAGCUUCAGCGCCAUCUACCAGGAAUUGCAGAGUAUCCGGAAGCGGCACCGGUGAGCGCAAUGGUCAGCCCGGACUCCAGAUGCAGCUCCUGCU